Messenger RNA from Piliocolobus tephrosceles (Ugandan red Colobus), 6038 nucleotides. RefSeq names its product CD226 molecule (gene CD226). Gene Ontology annotation, molecular function: cell adhesion molecule binding. The record is from RefSeq and is a predicted model, not a curated record. The transcript has 7 exons. NCBI's taxonomy places the organism in Eukaryota, Metazoa, Chordata, Mammalia, Primates, Cercopithecidae. Gene Ontology annotation, cellular component: external side of plasma membrane. Bases 624 to 1589 code for a protein of 321 amino acids. Gene Ontology annotation, biological process: cytokine production; positive regulation of natural killer cell cytokine production; positive regulation of immunoglobulin mediated immune response.
GAAAACGGGGAAGAAAAGGCGAAGAAACAAACUCUGAUUUCGGUGGGGAGUGUAGUUUCUAUUAAGAGCUAGAACAAAGGAGAAAUGCGUCCUUUCAAAUUGUAGAUUCUUUGGGGAAAAGACGGACAGAACUUUAUCUCAGUUUGAAAUGAGUCUGGGUAGCUGCAAUGGUAAAGCUGCUUCCAGAAACAGGUAAACCUGUCUUCAAAAAACCCCGCUUCAUGAAAUAUUAGUGCUUCACUUCAGUUGCUAUCUGAAGAAGUUCUGGUAGAGAGAAGAGCUCAGGGGCACAGGCAGAGUCAGCUCCCGAGUGGGCUGAAAGCUCCCUGCAGCUCCUGCAGUGCUAAUUAAGGGAGGGAGCAGCGGGGAGCUUGCAGUGACCAAGAGGGGGUUGAGGCUAAGAGGCCGCGAUAAACACGAUGAUAAACAGGAUAUGAUAAAAGCCCUUAACCAAGACACAGAUGGGAAGAAGCGUUAGAGCGAGCAGCACUCACAUCUCAAGAAAAAGAAGACACGACUGAUAACAUCUGAGAGGAAGGAAACUGCAUUGUGCUGGGAUCUGCAUGUCACAUUAUAAAAAGCAAUUUUUUUAAAUAGACCAGCCUUUUAAACAGCUUCCGGAGAUGGAUUAUCCUACUUUACUUUUGGCUCUUCUUCAUGUAUACAGAGCUUUCUGUGAAGAGGUGCUUUGGCAUACAUCAGUUCCCUUUGCUGAGAAUAUGUCUCUAGAAUGUGUAUAUCCAUCAGUGGGCAUCUUAACACAGGUGGAGUGGUUCAAGAUCGGGACCGAGAAGGAUUCCGUAGCCAUUUUCAGCCCUACUCAUGGCAUGGUCAUAAGGAAGCCCUAUGCUGAGAGGGUUUACUUUUUGAAUUCAACGAUGGCUUCCAACAACAUGACUCUUUUCUUUCGGAAUGCCUCUGAAGAUGAUGUUGGCUACUAUUCCUGCUCUCUUUACACUUAUCCACAGGGAACUUGGCAGAAGGUGAUACAGGUGGUACAGUCAGACGGUUUUGAGGCAGCCGUGCCACCAAAUAGCCACAUUGUCUCGGAACCUGGAAAGAAUAUCACACUCACCUGUCAGCCUCAGAUGACGUGGCCUGUGCAGGAAGUGAGGUGGGAAAAGAUCCAGCCCCGUCAGAUCGACCUCUUAACUUACUGCGACUUGGUCCACGGCAGAAAUUUCACCUCCAAGUUCCCACGACAAAUAGUGAGCAACUGCAGCCACGGAAGGUGGAGCUUCAUCGUCAUCCCCGACGUCACGGCCUCAGACUCGGGGCUUUACCGCUGCUACUUGCAGGCCAGUGCAGGAGAAAACGAAACCUUCGUGAUGAGAUUGACCGUAGCCGAGGGUAAAACCGAUAACCAAUAUACCCGCUUUGUGGCUGGAGGGACAGUUUUAUUGUUGUUUGUUAUCUCAAUUACCACCAUCAUUGUCAUUUUCCUUAACAGCGUGUUUGAAAUAAUAUUGGUGCUGGAAUAUCGUAUCUUUAUAUCCUUUAUUGAAUAUGCGUUCCAGAAGGAGGAGGAGAGAAAGAAGCCAUCUAUAUACAGAGUCUUGGGAUACACAGAAGGCACCCAAGAACUAUAGAAGUCCCAUCUCUGCCAGUCAACCUACCAAUCAAUCCAUGGAUGAUACAAGAGAGGAUAUUUAUGUCAACUAUCCAACCUUCUCUCGUAGACCAAAGACUAGAGUUUAAGCUUAUUCUUGACAUGAGUGCAUUAGUAAUGACUCGUAUGUACUCAUGCAUGGAUUGUUAUGCAAUUAUUUUCCACUACCCAUGGUCUACCUUAGAUACUACUUGUCUCAAUUGAGUUCAUUUGGUAGGAAACAUACUUCAUUACCUAAAAAACAUUUUUCAUGGAACUGUUUCAGAAAACCUGACGCCAACUUGUUUAUAUACCAAAAACUUACUGAAUCAUGUAACAGAAUGAUCCAGGGGAGAUUAAGCUUUGGGCAAGGACUAUUUACCAGGGCUUAAAUGUGUCUAGAAUUAAGUAUGGGCAUAAACUGGCUUCUGAAUCCCUUUCCACAGUGUUGGAUCUAUUUCCCUGGUCUUGGCCUCACUCUCAUGCAGGUUUUCCUCUUGUGUUGGCAAGAUGGCUGCCAACUCUUGGCAAUUCAUACAUCCUUGUUUCUGUCUGGUAGAGAGUUUGCUUCUCUAAUAGAACCAACACAUUUGGUUACUUUUUCAUUGUUAAAUAGGCAUCAUGAUCAGAAAGGAUGGAAUGGCUUAAGAAAACUAAGGGCUCACUUCUAGAGCUGAGAGCAGAGUCAAAGCACAAUACUAGGCAAUUCAGAGCAUGGUUAGAAGAGGGAACGGGAGUCUCAAAGCUGGGGAGUUUACCAACAAAUAUUGACUGCAGUGACUAACCAAGACAUUCUUGGUUAACUAAAAAGUGAAAUAUGGGAUGGAAUCUAGAAAUGGGGUAUCUCUCUCCAUACUUCUAGAAUCGGCGCUAUCAGCAUAGUCCAGAAGAGUACCUGGCAAUAGAAGAAAUGAAUAAUCAAGAGGAAGAUAAAUAUGAGAGGGCAAUCCCUUGCUAUUCUCAUAUAUAUUUAUCUCUCAUUCUGUAUAGAAUUCUUGCCACCAUCCCAGGUCUAGCCGUAGGAGCAAAUGUAGUAGAUAGUCCAAUAAUAAAUAACUUAAUGUUUUGGACAUUGUUUUUCUUUUCUACUUUUGAGAAUUAUUUUUAAUAUGUAAAUUCUCUCAAAAGGGUCAGGCACCUAGUUGUUAUUUUUUAAUGAUUAUGUGAAACUUGAAUAUAAUAUACCACUAAAAGUGACAGCUGGAAGUGGUGGCAUAGGAUGAUAGGGUAGAAAUUUGAGAGGGAAAAAAGAAAUUGGGAGGGUACAGGCAACAGGAGAAAGGAAUCAAACCACAGAAAAAGACAAAGGGAAACUUCUGCUUCACAAUUUGGACAAAGACAGCCCUAAUGACUUCACCAACAGUCAAAGCAAUUAGAGGCCAUACCUGAUAUUGUUUGCAUUCUAGAUGUAGGCAAACAAUGAAAAGUAUUUGCCAAACUGAAUAAAACUGUCAUGGUUACCUUGAAAGGACAUUGUCAUUAUUAAAUAUAGUGAUCAUUCAUGUCUAAAAGAUUCAUUAUUUGUCUCUAAAGAUUUCUAAAGACCACCAUCUAGAGAAGAUUCAUUAUGAAGACUGUAUUUAAAUAUCAAAGUUGUGGACUUCAUGAUAAUCUUAAAUGAAGCAAAUCCAAAUUCUCCUGUUGCCUAGACAGAUUCUAAGAUGUAAUUUACACUUUUAAGCUAAUUAGUGAGUAUUUUAUGAUUUUAGCCUUAAACACCAUGUAUGCCAAAUAGUGCAAUUAUUUUGUGAAUUACAGAAAUGGUAAGUGCCCACAUUUCUGUGAAUUAUAAAAUUUGUGAGGUUUUUUAAAACCCUUUUCAGGAGUGAAAAAAUUAAAAUGACCAUUUCCUAGUUGUACUUAAGUAAAUGCAAGAAGAGUAAACUCUCAUUUUUAUUAUGUUUGCAUAAAUAUCUUUUCAUACCUGGAUUCAUGAAAUAUUUCCACAAAUAUAUUAGUGUAACAAACUUGAAAGAUAGUUUACAAGAAAACCCUCUACUAUCAGAUCAAUCAAAGAUUCCAUGAGAGAAUUUAUUGGUUUGCAUGGUGAAGCAAGCUUAGCAUCAAUUAAAAGGUAAAUAAUUGCUUUUCUGAAUGGUGAAGACAAUCAAGAUAUUACUUUGUGGAAAACUCCAAUAACCAAAUUCUCAAUGAUUAGCGUAUGUGAUCAGGAAAACAUUUUUACAAUUGUAGUAUGGGGAAAUAUAAAUCCAAUUUUAAGAGAGAAAAUAAUGACCGGGUGUGGAAGGGAGAGUACAGUCAGGUACCAUUGUCAUGGUGGUUUUUACUGGGAACUUCGUGGAAGACGUUUGUAGCACACCACUGAAGUGUUGCAAAGCGUCCAGAACAUUUGGAACUUGUCUCUUUUUCCUUGCGUGUUUUCGUGUUUUUGGUCUCUCAUUCAAAAUAUUGAUGAGAACUAUUUACUCUGUCAUUUCUUCUCUAUAUAUUCUUCCUCUACAGAGUGUAGGAUUUUUUUCAGGAAUUUGGAGCCAUCCUAAGUUCUCCCCAAAAUUUUCUGACCUCCUCUGAUGCUCCUGUUAUACCCUCAGGGUUAAUGCUUGUGAAAUUCCAUUCAUUCAUUUCUUUCCCUGGACAUCUUUACUUACCGAAGCACUUUCAUUGUAAUCUUUUUAACAUCAUCCCUAAUUCGUGAUAGUUUUGGAACUCUCCGUAGUAUAUGUUUCGCUGCCUCUACUGUUUUGCACCUAUGAUUCUGAUUGUUACUAAGAAAUCAGAUCAAAACAGAUCCACAGAAUAAAAGAUCAAUUCCAGUAAAUUAUGUUAUAAAUACAGAUAUUUUUUACAAGUUGCUGCUUUGGAAGCAAAAUACUUCUUAAGUUUUAUAUAUGUAUACACAUGUAUAUAAUUUAUAUUGAUGGAUAAUACAACAUUAAAUAAGAAUCUAUGCUUCCUUCGAAUGCCAUUAACAUUUACAUUAAAGUAACCAAUUAAAGGAAAUUACUUUGUGAUAAUAAGGUAGGUAGAUUUGUUAAAUGUCAUUGUGGAGUACCCAGUUUUGUCAGGGAAAGAACACAUCUUAUUGAACUUUGAUGACUAUGAAUUGACUAUAUUAUUAUAAGAGAUACCUUCAAACUUUAUUUUAAAAACUUUAUGUAGAAUAUGUUGAGAAAAUAAAAUAGAAAUUUCAUUUACCCCGAUCAUACUUAAAAUGGGAGGCAGGUAGCUGAGGAUAUAAUUUUUAAUUAGUAAAAACUCAAAUUUAUGUUUUAAGUAAUUUAGUUUAUUACUAGAAUACUAUAUAUAUAAACUUAAAAUACAUGGGUUAUCAAUUUAAAAGACAAAUAAAAAUACUUUUAGUAGGCAUUCUUUUAUUGUGAGCAUCCAAGUUUUAUUGGUUUAUACAGAAUGGCAUUAAGUAAAAAUUACAGUUGUAUGACAGUAAUUUUCUAAAUUGGGAGAGUCCGUGUUGUCAUUAGAGAUCACUGUGACCAAAUUGCUUCUCCUUGAUUUAUAAUGAUAUACUGUAUUUUGUACUGCUUAUAUGAAGUUUCAGCAAGAUUGACGGUAUUAUAAAGAUGCUUAUAAAGUGCAAGUGGAGAUGCUAAAUUGUGAGUACAAAGAGGUUUCUUUUCACAACAGUGAUAAGAAAAUAUCUUUAAAAAAACAUAAAACAACAUAAACAUGUCACCAUUAGUUUAGCUACUAUUAAAAUGUAACAUCUAGGAAGUAUUGACCUUCACCUUCAGACUUCUGUAUAAGUUAGUAUAUUUUUUCACUGAUCUGUUCAUUAGAAUUCUUCCAGCCAAGACUCUGGGCUCUUAAAGCAUUUAUCUGAAAACGAAAAACAAGUUUAUUUUUUAAAAAGCUUCUCUAUUUCUAGUGAUUCAAUAGGUAGAAAAACAGCUUCUAGAAUUAACUGCAAUGCUUUCUAUGGAAAUUUUAUAAAUCCUCAAGGUCGGUUUACAUAUAUUUUUCCAGAUUCAAAGCACUAACUAUGUUGUAAGAUGUUGUAAGAAAAGGUCUGUUUGGAAGUAUGGGUGAUAAAUGCAUGGGAUAAUUCUGGUUUAUUUCCUGUUAUCCUUGUUAGAAUAAGUUAUAUGGUCAACCUGUCUAGAACACUUUUUCCAGUGUUAGUGUAUACUUUUGAAUUUUUGGUUCUUGUAGUGUAUAGAAAUAUUUUCCUAAAUGUACUGUAUUCUGUUGUUUUGAAUGAAUAAAACACAAUGUUUCACGAUCGCUAGCUUCAUUUGCCAUCAAGAAAUAGCAGGGAAAAUUUUGUACAGAAUAAAAUUAACGUGAUGAAUUACAUGCAGAAAAAAUUCAAAUCAAUGAUGCAUUGUAACUUUUAGCUCAAUGCAAUAUUCCUCUUAUUAUUAUUAUUAUUAUUAUUAUUAUUAUUAUUAUUAUUUUGAGACGGAGUUUCGCUCUUGUUGCCCAGACUGGAGUGCAAUGGUGCGAUCAUGGCUCACCACAACCUCCGCCUCCC